UGGCUGUGGUCUUCAGUGCUCAGCUGCACUAAAGUCCCGCAGCUCCUCCGGGCUGCAGAUGGCAGCGCAGCUCUCGUGUGGCGCUGUGAGGAGUGAUGAAGAGAGAGGUCGACCAUGUUGAAAAGGGAAACACAACAAAAGAGACCAGUUGGUUGAGGAGAAUUUACUAAUUCAGAAAAUAAGAUUCGUUAGCAGAUAGAGAUAUCCGACAUACACCCAGGAACACAGCAUCGAUACGAGUGGAGGAGGGGGGAGACAAGGUGAAGGUCUGGCUGGAGAACUACACUAAAGAGAAGAUCCACAUGCCCACGCAUUCACUCACACUGUCACAUGCUCUAACACUGCCACCCGGACAGUGGUCUAAUUUCCUAACGUUGGACUAGACUCUACAAGUGCGCCAAGGGAAACAUAAAGCUCUACUGUGCUUUGGACUUCUGUCUCCCUAAAGUAUUGGAUUGUCCAAGGAUCUUACGAAUUUAGAACGUCAGCGGAACUGCUUUCUGUCAGAUGUACAAUUAAGCUUUAAACUAGAUAGUGCUUUUAACAGGACAGUUAAAUCUUGCACAUUUUUGGAAAGCAUAUAUACAUAUAAUCAAACUGGAAAAAAAGAAGCAAACGGUCAAACAUACAGGAGAAAAAAAAAGAGAUUUGUUAAACUUUGGCGCAAAACUUUUUGGCAAUACUCUGUCCUUAGUUUAUCUUGCCUUAGCUGUUCUAUUGCAGGAAUCAUGCUUUCUCAAACCUGCUAGUGUAUAAUUUUCUAUACACUGUGUAGGUGUACUAUAUUUAUGCAUAUAAAUGUUUAUUUCUCUUCGUUUGGAAGAGCUGUCAUAUUAAAUCUAUUCUUGUGACGUCAGUUACUCUUAUUUGAAGAGGUCACUGCACGUAUAGAUAAAUGCUUUUGUAAAUACCGAAAAUACAAGAUUAUUGCUGAUAUUUUUGUUGUUGUUGAUUGCAACAUUGAGGAUAUUGUAAAUACUUUACUAGAACUUUAAGCCCUAGAAUUGCAUUGUUUAAAAAAAGAAAAAAAAAAUUAAGAAAAAAAAAACAGAAUAAGCAAAUAAAUGGCUAGCGCAAGAAUGGAGAAUGCUGGCCCUGUUGUAAUGGGCAUCAACAAGCAGAAUGGACAGCUCAGAGGACAACCUAAACCAAUCUCACAGUCAGGACCUAUGGCUGUGAGUGGUCAGCCUGGAAAAGUUCCUGUUGGAGCUCUGAAAUCUGCUGCCAGCUUGCAAGAAGGACCUGGAAUCAGGUUUGGUGACGACUGGAAAAAGAGCCUACAGCUUCCCCCUAAAGACAAUAGAGUCAAAACUUCAGAUGUGACCGCCACCAAGGGGAACGAGUUUGAGGACUACUGCUUAAAGAGGGAGCUGUUGAUGGGGAUCUUUGAAAUGGGUUGGGAAAAACCUUCCCCCAUCCAGGAGGAGAGUAUACCCAUCGCUCUUUCUGGUCGUGACAUCCUGGCUCGUGCCAAAAACGGAACUGGAAAAAGUGGGGCUUAUUUGAUCCCUAUGCUGGAGAGGAUAGACCUGAAAAAAGAUCAUGUCCAGGCCAUGGUAAUGGUGCCAACUCGUGAGCUAGCGCUUCAGGUCAGUCAGAUCAGCAUUCAGCUAAGUAAGCAUCUUGGUGGAGUUAAGGUUAUGGCGACCACUGGCGGAACCAAUCUACGAGAUGACAUCAUGCGAUUGGAUGAGACUGUGCAUGUUAUCAUAGCCACACCAGGCAGGAUUCUGGACUUGAUCAAGAAGGGUGUAGCCAAAGUGGAUAAAGUUCAGAUGAUUGUUAUGGAUGAGGCUGAUAAGUUGCUUUCCCAGGACUUUGUUGUGCUCAUUGAGGACAUUAUAAGCUUCCUGGCCAAGAACAGGCAGAUUCUGCUCUAUUCCGCCACCUUUCCCACCAGUGUACAGAAAUUUAUGUCAAAGCACCUUCAGAAGCCCUAUGAGAUUAAUCUGAUGGAGGAGCUAACCCUAAAGGGCAUCACUCAGUACUAUGCCUAUGUCACUGAAAGGCAGAAAGUACACUGCCUCAACACACUUUUCUCUAGGCUCCAGAUUAAUCAGUCCAUUAUCUUCUGCAACUCCACUCAAAGAGUGGAACUUCUGGCCAAGAAAAUUACUCAGCUCGGCUACUCUUGCUUUUACAUACAUGCCAAGAUGAUGCAGGAGUACAGAAACCGAGUUUUCCACGACUUUAGAAAUGGACUGUGCCGAAAUCUAGUUUGCACAGAUUUGUUCACGCGAGGUAUUGACAUCCAGGCAGUGAAUGUGGUCAUCAACUUUGACUUUCCCAAGAAUGCAGAGACCUAUCUGCAUCGUAUUGGGCGCUCAGGAAGGUUUGGCCACCUGGGUCUGGCCAUUAAUCUGAUCACAGCAGAAGAUCGCUUCAACCUAAAGGCCAUUGAAGAUCAGCUGGUGACUGAUAUCAAGCCCAUCCCAGGCAGCAUUGAUAAAAGCCUCUAUGUGGCAGAGUACCACUUGGGAAACCCUAAUUCCGAAGCAGAGGCAGAGGAGCGGGAACAUCUGGCAGGAAAGCCCCAAACCUCCUAAGUCAGUACCAUGCAGAACUUGCACAUGAAUGACUCCCUAGGAGACAACCUGGCUUUGCAUCAGCUUUUGCACAACCAGUGUUGCCCAUUGAUUUAUUUAUUUUUUUCUUUCCCUUUUUCACAGAUUAAUUUCAUGCCCUGAAAUCUGACAGUUUUUUUUUUUUGCUUAUUUCAGAAAAUGUUUAAGAUUUGAAUUUCUACGUCAUGCAGACCUAUAUUAUGCUUUGCACCAGAACUUGAGAUUGACUUUAACAGAACCUAUACAUUCCAGAGUCCAUUUGAGACUUGCAAUAAAAGGACUAGUGAGAUCGGACAUGUUGAUGGUAAAAGACUUGCAAACUCCUUGGAAAUUAAAAUAUAAAAAAGGAAAGGAAACAAAGCUUUGCAUCGUGGAUGUAAAGUUUUGAUGUAUGUUUUUAUUACAUAUAAAUUAAAUAAAAGAGUAAAUAUUUAGGGUUCUCAAAUUUUCAAUAGAUGCAACUCUACUCCCCAGGAAUCCACAGUCCACACAAAUAUAAACUGUGCCACAGGCUGCCAGAUAGAGAAACUUUUUUUACUCACUAAAGUGCCUUAACAUGUCUCUACAGUUGCAAGCUCAGAGGGUUAUAGAUGUCUCUAAACUGUAAUAAAUUAUUUAUCUUUAGAAUGAUGUCCAAUACUUUGGAAGAAAAAUGUAUACCUUUGCAGUCCUGCAAAACCUUGUUCUCCAUAUUUGGUGUUUUUAAUUAUUUGAUAUAAUGUGAAUUUGGUGGCAGUUCUUUACAUCGUAUCAUAACUUCAUGAUGAAUGGACCAAUAGAAAUGCUGCAAAAUGACUUAAAUGGGAAAAAAAUACAUUGUAAAAUUGCUAUUUACAGGUUUUAGUCUUAAAGAAACUAUAUAUAGUGAUUCUAGGAUUUGUAAAGGUGUAAUUUAGAUUUGGAGUACCUCUUUGCAGGCUAUGAAAUACUUUGAUAAAAUGAGAAGACAGAGGCUGCAGACUUUUUACUUGUUUUCACUGGUGCUUAUGACAUAAAGCCUCUAUUAUUAAAAUUGCUUGCAGUCAUGCAGUGAUUGUCCAAGUAAUCCGUUUGCACUAAAUCAGAAUAAAUCUCUAAAACUUCAAACUUCCAAACACUGUUUUCAGAUGUAAAUCUCCGGCCUGUGGAUAUAUUAUAAGAAGAUAUGGCAGCUAAAAUGUAUCUUUAUACCUACUUGAGGAUUUCUGUUGUAAAGUCAAGAUUUUGGAAUUAACAUUCCUGGCUUAAGCAGGGUCAUCAGGUGAGCCGAAGUGCUCUGACAUCCUAUUGCAGAAUUAAGCUUUAAUACUGACUUUGCUAAGUUUCUCUGCAAAAGAGCCAUAUAUUCAAGAUUUAGCAUGUAAAUAGCUGUGAAGUCUGAACACUUGAGCAGACAUACAUGGACAUGAACCCAAAGCAGAGGUGUUUGCAGGUCUUUUACAUGGACAAAAGGAUGUUUGUUUGUUUUUCUUUUGUAAAUAAGUUCUGUGUGCAAAACAUUAGUUAUACAAUUGAUUUCAGGCUUUUUUUUUCUUUCAAGCUUAUACCUAUGUUUCAGAUUUCUCUUGUACUUGUCAUGCAUAUGAGUGAAUGUAUAAAAACCUAUUUGUAGCAUAAAUAAGUCAACCAAUUGAAUUUUUAGUUUUUACCCCCUCCUGACGUUUAUUGAAAUGGUUCAUGGACAUCAAGUUUAUUCAAGGUGUCUCAAAUGUAAUCAGUCAGGACCUGUUUUAAUGCCUGAUGUUUUUGGGUGUAACUGACUUUUAUUACUUGGAGAUGCAAGCUUGCACACAAUUCAGACACGAUACAGGUUUUGGCUGAUUUCACACAUUUGGUAUAUAAUGGGGGGGAAUUGAAAUUGUGCAUUGUUUUUGAGUGAACCAUUUUUUCAGGCUGCUGUUUUUUUUCCACAAAUGGGUUUUCUAAACUUCCACAUUGAAUUCGGAUUGAAUUUUUUUUUUUUUUUUUUUUUUUAAAGCAGAAUUUGUAGCAUUUACCUGUGGCAGCUGUAAUUUGUCUCCUCCCCCACCCUACUGCGAGUGAUAACUGCAAAGAAAAACUACUACUUUAUUUUUUGGAGAGUGAAUAGUGUUUUUUUUUUAUUUUUUAUAUAUAUAUACUACUUUACUUCUGUUUCAGCUUGCAUUCUUUCUGAGCUAGAGCGGGCAGUGUGUAACUCCAUGCUCUGGUGCAGAAAUAUUUGUUUGUUUGCAAAGGUUUCUAAAAUGCUUUUGGCUUUGCGCUAAAGAAGAACUGUUCUUGUCUGUAUAAACCACUUACAGAUUAAAUGCCCAUUAGCAUUUACUAUAAGUAUAUUUCUUCCCUUCAAGCCUUGAAACUGCUUUUCACAUGGGAUUGCUUGACGAAGACAAAAAGUGAUGUCCAGUAUAUUAUGAUAAUAUUGGUGAGACCUUAACAUGACAUGAUUAAGGACUUCUCUUUAUUCUGGCCAAAACUAUUCACACCCAUAAACUUCUUUGAUGUAUUUAAUAAAUAAAUAAAAAAUGUCAGUGUGCUCACAGCAGACAAUAGGGCACAAAUGUACACCUGAUAAGCUUAUCUACAUCAUCAGCCUUGGUGAUGUACCUUCUGCAAUCAGUAUCCUAUGGUUUGAAGGGCAGGAUUAUUCUAAAGUUUUUUAGUUUUUUUUUUUUUCUUCCUCCAAGCACAGAAACAAUAUGGUUACUAUGAGCAGUGAGCAUCCUGUUUCUCUAGUGGUUAGCAGGGUUUUAUCUUUCUUUCUUUCUGGGUGACCUCCUUCUUGCAGCGUGUGAUCAGUUUCUGUAUGAAUGUAAACCUGGUGUACAGUUUACAGUCAAAAAGUGGGUAAACACAUGGGUAAAAGGUCUUGAAGGUUUUUUUUCGGCUUCAGGUGGGUGGUGAUACUGACUUUCAGGACUUAAGCAUUACCAAAAAGUGUGUGUACUUGUGUGUGCGUAAGAAUGUGUAAGUAAUUGAUUGGGAUGAAGAACAAGCGUGUGUGUCUGUCUGUGUGUGUGUCUGCGCGUGUUGGUUUGUGUGAAUGUUUAUUAAAAAUGCUGCAUUCGUUAUCCUGUUUGUUAAUGCGUUUGCAGAUACGGGUGAGCGAGCAUUUACUACGCACACAUGCUUCUGUGUUUUUGAAUGAAGACUUUUACUUUAGCAUCAGUGAGUAGAGCUGGGGCUUGUCUCAAAAAUUUGAGCCAGUAUCUUUGCAGGAACGUGUUUAAUUCAAUGUCAAAUAAUUGUUUUUAUGGAUGCCCUGAUCAAGAAAUCUGAAAUGCAGAUAUGCCCCAUUUUGGAAGGUGUAUAAAGCUGGUGUUGCUUAAAACAAAUAAAUUUAUGCAGCAAAUGCAGUAAAAUUAAAUCAGAUAUGAAUUUGGCACACAGCUCAUUGUCUCCCAAACAUUUCCAGAGUUGGUUCAUUUUUCUCAGUUAUCUGCAGGUACUGAUUCUAACAUUAUAAUGCCUCUGUAAUUGUAAUACCCUCACUGAUGUUUUAGAAGUAAUGGUUGAUGAGGUAGUUCUUAGUUUUGUUCCACUGUGUGAGCACAGUGAAUGUGUCAAGCCUCGGGUUCACUAAUGCAAAACAUUACUGUUCAUUAGUGAAGGUCAUGAAUUUAUGCCCGAAGAACCUGUUUUGCAUUUGUAGACCAACACAGACAUUCUGUUCCUCACAGUCUGAUUCACUUGUAUGUAUGGUUUAAUUGUUUUAUGUUUGUUUGUUUUUUUUUUUUUGGGGGGGGGGGGGGGGGGGGUGGAUAUGGUAGGGAGUGGGUGUUCAUUGGGGAAGGGGAAAGGUCUUGAUAAGGGCAUUUUUUUCUCUCUCAUUGUAAUGCAGGUGAAUUAGAAAAAUAUCAAUGUCUGCAGCUGUGGUGGAACAAAAGGAAAAAAGUCUCAGCAUUACAUUGUUUUCUCUGUUUUUGUAGUAUACUGAAUUGUACACAUCUCUGUGACUGUCUUUUUCCCCUCUUCUCUCCCUUCUUUCCUCCUUUCUCCCUUUUUCUUACUUUGAAACUGCCUCAGAAAAGAGAGAGCUUUGUUCAUUUGUAACCUUAACUGGAAAUUUGUUUUUUUGUGCUCUUUGAAAUAUUCAAGACCGGAGUUAAUUUGUCAGAGUUACUUCUCAGAGCAUGAAUUUCCUCAAGAUCUGUUCCUAAAAAUAUUAUCUUAAAAAUGUGUCUGACCUAGAUCAUUGCCGUAGCAAAAAAUUAAGUGGAUAAUUUAAAAAGGGAAGCAGUGAUGAUCUGUAUUAAUAUUUCUAUAUUUAAAGAAAAGUCAUAUGCCAGCAUUUUUGUCACUUGAAAUUAAGUUAUCUAAUUAGUGGAAACAGUUAAUGCAGAUUAAUGCUAAUUGCUGUCCUUAAUAUCCACAGAUUUUUAAACAGUGAGUGGAACAAAACCUGCACAUGGGCUCACGUGUUUGCCUGAGUGGUCAGAUCAAACAAGCAUUUUGUUGCCCACCAAGUAUCAAAGCAGCUUUCCUGUGAACGUGUUGCUCUCCUCCCCUCUCUUGGCAGUUUGUUAAAGUGAAACCAGCACAGGGAGUUGUUUAACUGAAAUAAAAACCAAUACCUGCAUCUCA
This is a messenger RNA of Astyanax mexicanus (Mexican tetra), 7106 nucleotides long. RefSeq names its product probable ATP-dependent RNA helicase ddx6. Gene Ontology annotation, molecular function: RNA helicase activity; ATP binding; mRNA binding. Gene Ontology annotation, cellular component: cytoplasmic stress granule; P-body. Gene Ontology annotation, biological process: cytoplasmic stress granule assembly; P-body assembly. The coding region runs from base 1065 to 2546 and encodes 493 amino acids. Lineage: Eukaryota; Metazoa; Chordata; Actinopteri; Characiformes; Acestrorhamphidae. The transcript has 14 exons. The record is from RefSeq and is a predicted model, not a curated record.